Melampsora larici-populina 98AG31 is the source of this 1116-nucleotide messenger RNA. RefSeq lists its product as hypothetical. Lineage: Eukaryota; Fungi; Basidiomycota; Pucciniomycetes; Pucciniales; Melampsoraceae. The record is from RefSeq and is a predicted model, not a curated record. The coding region runs from base 1 to 1116 and encodes 371 amino acids. The transcript has 7 exons.
AUGACCCUGUCACAUAAUUCAAUCUCAGUACUAAUUUUAAUCAUUACAUUAUUUACUAUUACCAUCAAUGGACAAUUACAAAUCUUAAGGCGUCAAAGGGAUGCUAAACUUCCAGGUGGUGCUUCACCUACAAGUACGGCUGGUUCACCUUUAGCUAGAUCUCAAGCUGAGUUGGCUAGAACAAGAGGUGUGGUUGGACCUCAAGCUACUGAUGGGAGUGUGAUUGUAAUUAUGACGGCCGAAAUUGACAAUUUUGCUUUACAAUUUAAGAUCUCAGCUCCACCAAGUGAAUUAUUACCAACUGCUCAAAAUGGAGCAACUAUCAAACCUAGAAAUGGCGGUGCUGGGGUCACACCCGGUGUAAAUGGUAUAAAUGUUCUAUUACAUGGUGAUGGAGGUGAAACUUUUUUCGAUUUUGCGAAUCAAGAAUUUCAAAAUGGACUUAUGGGAGUCGUCAUUAUGGCGCCUAAUGAUAAAAGGUUUUGGGGUGGAGGAUCAGGAAAUCUCAGAACUGAUGGAGCAUUACACGCAAGCUUAGUAAAUACGCUCAUCAGACAGGUCCUGCCAGAAGUCCUUAAGUUUGAUCAAACCAAGGUCUAUUUUACCGGUGUUAGCGGUGGAAGUCUCUUACUAGCAGGGUUUUUCUUACCUAUGUACGCCGAGACUUACAAUACAGGGGCUCUGCUCGGAUGUGGAGCUUUACCACCUCAAGUUAACCCAUCACAAAACUUUGGUAGAACACUCACUACAAUGCGAAUUCAUUUCCAGGCAACACAAAACGAACUUCCAUUCUUGCAACCAGCUAUUGCUGGAGCUGUGGUCACUUAUGCUGAUACAGCUCUUAAGGCUGGUGGUAAUUCUGCUGAGGUGGGAAGAAAGAUGACAGUAGAUGCAACUCCUAAUGGAGCUCAUUGUGCAUUUGAUGGUAAAGAUUUCGUUUCAGGUGUUCAACUUGUUUCCUCUAAUUAUGCAAGAAUCAUGUUUGGAACAGGUGAUGUACCAGGGAUUGGGAAUGUUGCUACCAGCGUUUAUGAAAAUAAUCAAACUUAUAAAUCAGGUACUCCGGUGGCGAGGGCAACUCAAGGAACUUUACUUGGUAAAGCUACUAAACCCUAA